This is a messenger RNA of Symbiodinium sp. CCMP2592, 5043 nucleotides long. NCBI's taxonomy places the organism in Eukaryota, Dinophyceae, Suessiales, Symbiodiniaceae. The record is from the annotation of a GenBank genome assembly.
AUGUCGGCCGCGGUGAUCGGACAGCUCUUGUCGGCAUGUGCCGGAGCUUACUCGGCUGCCUCGUCGGCUGUGUGGUGGGCAGCUUCUUUGCCGCCGACGUGCAAGGAAAGUUUGACCCACGCAGCCCUCACGUGCAGUGGAGCCACGCCCCGGUACUUCACUUCGGGCUUCGGGCCGCUUAUGCUUGCUUGGGGAUGGCUGUUGUUGGGCAUCCUUCUUGGUUUGCUCUUUCGCCGCGCGGCGGCCGCGAUGGUCGCCUUAGCCGGUGGACGCCGUGCAGACGAAGCCAAGCACAGCUGGGAGGCCCUGCUGCGCGAACUGUCAGCCCGCACGCGGGACCCACGCAGGCACGAGGUGUUACACUACUUGCUGCAAGGGGGCGAAGCAGCGGUGCGCGAGUUGUCGCAAGCAACGAACCGCACACCCGCAGCGCUGAUAGCACACCUCCUCAACGACAGCACGCCGGUGACAGACGCCGUGGCCCCGCGAGUUGGGGAGGCUGCGCACCCUGGGCCGCCGUCCGACGACCUCGAGCUGCGCCGACAGCGUGCGCUGCAUGCCCUCGGGCAGAUGCAAUUGUUGGCGCCAAGCACCCGCCCGGCCGCAUUACGCGACCACCACGCAGACGCGGAUGCUGCUGAAACCGUCUCGGACACGCUCAGUGCGACCACCGCUUUCGCCUCUCCGCGGGGAGAUGCCCCCCAACCACUUUCGGGAGCGAUGGCCCCGGUGGCACCGGAAGAAGCGACACCAGGCUUCACACCACCACCUUCGCCGGAUCAGCGCGCACGCUCGCCGGCUUCUGGACACGAGCCCCUGCCCUGGCAAGAUGCCCGCCCGCCGAGCUCCUUGGCUGGCGAGCGCAAUUCAUGGCUGUACAUACCAUUGCUGCAUGCUGGGGCAGGCAACUUGACCGCGCACGCCCAACAUGAAUGGCGAUCGCGGCCCGGGCUCGGCCCUCGUUUCUGGGAGCUCGCAUCCCUGCUGCGCGAUGCGCCGCCAGUCCCGCCGUCGGGGCUCGCCCAGACUGUGCUUGCGGUCGCCGAGUGUGAAGCUCACGAAGCUCACCGAGCCACCUCAGCGGAAGAUCGAGCAUUGGCGGCAAGUCUUUCCGCCAUGCCCGACGCCCCGCUGUUCAGGAUGGCUACAACAAAGCUAUCUGUUUUCGUGCUGCUGGUAGGUGCAGGUCUGCUCGGAGAACCCGCUGGCGCUUAUGGCGGGGAGGUUGCUCUUGGGGAGGUGCGGCUCGAAAAUGGCAGUCAGCCAACUUGGAUGAAUGUUGGAAAAAUGUGCGGAUUCUGCAAAGCUUCGAUUCCGAGCAUAAAGGAGACAUUCGCCUCCUGUGCAGAAUACUGUGCUGCCCAAGGCGGCUGGCAAUGCAAAUCAGCCGCCUUUGCCGAUGUGGGCAGCUGCGACGCGAAAUUUGCAGCUACCUGUGAUACUUUGUUCGAGGUGUACGACCAUGCAAUUUGUGAGUGCGAGCCAUCGCAAAUGCAUCAGAUACAGUUCAAGGAGUCCAAUGAUGCAUUUGCGGUCGCAAUUGCCACACCAGAGGCCGAUGCUAAGUGCCUCACUAGUGUGGCCACGGGCUGCAGUUCCAUCAAGGACAAGCAUAGUUGCCUCAGCAGCAAGGAUGGGAGUUCUGAAGCGACCUACUGCGGGGUAAAGCUUGCUGGAGAAGCCUGUGUUUGGUGCGGUGGAGUGGCAUGCACGUCACACGAUCCUGACGUGAUGUGCGUUGGGUAUGACUUCCUGGUCCAUGGACAGGGCCAUGCCUAUGCAAGCCGCCAUGUCGAAGCCAGCGCUGUUGAUGUGGCAGGUUGCAACAAGGCGGCUUCGACGAGAAACUUUGGCAACGUUGGCUGCCUGAAGCGUCAACCUGAUGGGUGCAACACCAUCAAGGACUUCAGAGAGGUGGAGGGUCAGCCGUGCGUAUGGUGUGGUGGGAUGCCAUGUACGACAAAGAAGGGUAACCUCUGCGAGCCCUACGAGUUCGUGGUCCACGGGGAAGGACACGCCGAUUUAAACAUCGAGCAAAGCUUCCAUAUGGCCGCUUGCGAGGACGAUAAGCCCGUCCAUCGCAGCCUCACGACCUCCGUGGCUGAGGUGGACUGUGGCUUCCCGAACCUGUGGAGUGGAGUCGGCAAGACCUGUGGCUUGUGCAGGGUGCAGGUGGCGAAGCAGGCAGUGUCAGAGUCAGAGGCUGUGCGUGCACGGGUAAAGCUUCAGGGCUCGCCGGGGUGCAUGUGGUCGGCUCCGAUGCGGCUUAGCCCUGACAAUGGAGCAGUGCUUGCCUUUCCCCUGCUGGGAUUUUGCCGGGAACGGGAGGAUUUGGUAACAGCUGGACUCGUAGCCCAAUGGGUUGUGAUGUUGGGUGCGGCUCUCAUUGAGCCCUUCUUGUGGAUGGGUUUCCGGGAGCAGACGAAGUGUGAGAAAGCUGAUGCAGAGGUGUUGCCGUUUGCGGCCGUCACGGGCACUGGGCCGCGAAGUGUCAGAGCUCUAGAUGCCAUCGGUAUUGGUGUGCCAGCCUCAGACAUUGAAGACCUUGCUUGCAAUUUCAAUGUCGACACUUGCGUGUGGCUCAACACGGGCAACGUCAGCUGGGAGCAGAAGACGUACGCCGACUACUAUGGCUACUAUGGUUAUGGUGAUUCGGACGAUCAGUGGCUGUUGGCUGCGGGGAGCGAGUCGGGCGGUCAGCACUUCAUCUUGGAGAGCCUUGAGUUCAAUCCCACCAACGCCACGAAGGCUCUGUACUUCAUGUACAGCCUGGGAGGCUCGAGCUCGGUGUCCUUGCAGGUGGAGCACAAGACUGAGGCCGCAGGCUGGCUGCCUUUAUUUACGCAGACCGGAGAUAUGGGGGGUGAUUGGCCGACUGUCGGGAUCCGAGUUCCGAAGGGCACCAUUGCCCUUCGAUUCCUGGCUGAGGCUGAUGCUGCAUCUACAGUUAAUUUGGAUGAGAUUGCUGUACUGACGGUGUUUCAUCAAACAGCCGAUGAGAUCUUUGCAGAGGGACAUGCAACUUGGGCAAGCUUGGGUUGCAGUUUCGAGGCCGACAACUGCACAUGGUCCAACAUCCGUUGGGAUCGACUUUGGCUGCGCGGCUCGGGCCAACCACCGUCGUCAUCGGACACACGGUCCGACACUAGGCCGUAUGGGGCUUUCGCUGGCAAGUGGUGCAUUUACACGGACGCCUCCACCGCUUUUGAGGAAUUUUUCCUGACAUCUCCGAUGUUUGCACCCAGCAACGUGACAAGACAGCUCCAUUUUGCUUAUCACAUGCUCGGCAGACACACGGGAAGCUUGCGUUUGGAGUUUUGGAGCGGCAGCAGCUGGACGCCAUUUUGGUAUCGCAUCGGACAACAAGGCAUUCGCUGGCAGCUCGCCCUUGUCAACGUUCCCGAGGAUGCCGAGAUGUUGCGGUUUGUGGCCGUCACGAAUACUGGGCCGGUAGGUGUCGUGGGGCUGGAUGCCAUCGGUGUCGGUGAUUUGCCAGCUCCGGACAUUGAAGACCUUGCUUGCAAUUUCGAUUUUGACACUUGCCUCUGGCUCAACACGGGCAACGUCAGUUGGGAGCAGACGUAUGGAGACUAUGGUUAUGGCAAUUUUGGUGACGAUCAGUGGCUACUAGCUGCGGGCAGCGAGUCGGGCGGUCAGCACUUCAUCUUGGAGAGCCUUAAAUUCAAUCCCACUACCGCCGAGAAGGCUCUGUACUUUUGGUACAGCCUGAGUGGCUCGAGCUCGGUGUCCUUGCAGGUGGAGCACAAGACUGAGGUCGCAGGCUGGUUGCCUUUGUUCACGCAGACCGGAGAUAUGGGGGGUGAUUGGCCGCAUGCCGUCAUCCGAGUUCCGAAGGGCACCCUUGCCCUUCGAUUCCUGGCUGAGGCUGAUGCUGCAUCUACGGUUCAGUUCGAUGAGAUUGCGGUACUGGCAGUGGGAGAUUGGUCAAGCUUGAGUUGCAGUUUCGAGACCGACUACUGCAAAUGGUCCUUGCCCCGUGGGUAUGCCUGGCUGCGCCGCUCGGGCCGAACACCGACAGGAAGUACUGGGCCAGACGGGGCUUUCGACGGCAAUUGGUACAUCUACACGGAAGCCUCUCAAGAUAACUGGGACAAGGAAUUUAUGCUGACAUCUCCGAUGUUUGCACCCAGCAAUGUGACAAGACAGCUCCAUUUUGCUUACCACAUGGUGGGCUCCCAUAUUUACAUGGCAAGUUUACGUCUGGAGUUUUGGAGCGGCAGUGGCUGGACGCCUCUUUGGCAAAACGCGGGGAAGGAAAUUCAUCAAUGGAGCAUUGCCGUUGUCACCGUUCCUGAGGAUGCCGAGGUGUUGCGGUUUGUGGGCCGCACGCCCGACGACGGGUGGUUAGGUGACAUGGCUCUAGAUGCCGUCGUGGUUGGUGUGCCAGCCAUUGACUUUGAAGACCUUGCUUGCAAUUUCAUUGUUGACAUGUGCUUUUGGCUCAACACGGGCAACGCCAGUUGGGAGCAGACCAGCGAUUCCAGCGACAAUCGGUGGCUACUGGCUGCGGGCAGCGAGUCGGAGGUGCAGAGCUUCAUCUUGGAGAGCCUUGAGUUCAAUCCCACCACCGCCGAGAAGGCUCUGUACUUCAUGUACAGCCUGAGUGGCCCGAGCUCGGUGUCCUUGCAGGUGGAGCACAAGACUGAGGCUGGCUGGUUGCCCCUGUUUUCGCAGACCGGAGAUACCGGGACAGCUUGGAAGGGUGCCCCGAUCCGAGUUCCACGGGGGACGCAUUCCCUUCGACUGCUGGCUGAGGCUGAUGCUGCAUCUACGAUUCAGUUCAAUGAUAUUGUGUCACUGGCAGUGGGAGAUUGGGCAAGCCUGAGCUGCGGUUUUGAAACCGACUUCUGCGCAUGGUCCUCCGCUCUUGGGAAGGAACCUUGGUUUCGCAACUCGGGCCAAACACCGUUUUCAUGGCAGAGAGGGCCACUGGGGGCCUUCGCUGGCAACUGGUACAUUUACAUGGAGUUCCAGGCAUGCCUUGAAGAUUUGAAGCUAAGAUCUUCCGCCCCAGUCGUCUAA